AUGAGUAUCAUAAAUCAUUCAGACAUGGAAAAAAUCGUUCAAAGGUUGGAAGCAGCAACACUUCGAUUAGAAGCACUAAGUUCGCAAAAACCUGUUUUAGCUCCAAAACCUGGAAUGAAUACAAUGUCGCCUACAUCAUCAUCCAUUUAUAAUCUAUUAGGUAAAUUAGAAGAUGGCUAUCGAAUACAUGACCUUUCCGCAUCCUCAAGUUAUCCUUUCUGA
This is a messenger RNA of Dracunculus medinensis (Guinea worm), 222 nucleotides long. Lineage: Eukaryota; Metazoa; Nematoda; Chromadorea; Rhabditida; Dracunculidae. The record is from the annotation of a GenBank genome assembly.